Penicillium verhagenii is the source of this 1380-nucleotide messenger RNA. RefSeq lists its product as uncharacterized. Lineage: Eukaryota; Fungi; Ascomycota; Eurotiomycetes; Eurotiales; Aspergillaceae. The coding region runs from base 1 to 1380 and encodes 459 amino acids. The transcript has 4 exons. Gene Ontology annotation, biological process: transmembrane transport. The record is from RefSeq and is a predicted model, not a curated record. Gene Ontology annotation, molecular function: transmembrane transporter activity. Gene Ontology annotation, cellular component: fungal-type vacuole membrane.
AUGUCAUCACUUUCUGGUGAUGUUGAUUCAUCAUCAUGUUCGAGAAGUUCUGACAAACAUCCGACCAGAACAACCAGCGACGUCUACAAGGAAAGCCAAACAGACAUCCCAGAGAAGGAGUCCGGAUACAAAGAUGCUCUGAGUGAGAAACUCUUGCCUCCCGUUGAUGGAGGGGCUCAUGCAUGGCUAUUUCUGCUGGCUGCUACAAUGCUGGAAGCAUUAGUAUGGGGGUAUGCUUUUUCAUUUGGGAUUUUCCAGGAUUAUUAUAGCGUGCACGAGCCAUUCAGGGGAUCUAAGAAUAUUGCUGUGAUUGGAACGUGUGCUAUGGGCAUCGCAUAUUUACUUGCCCCUUUUACGAUUAUUAUGAUGAUUUUAAUUCCUCGAGUCGCACGUUGGGUUUCAACAGUGGGAAUUGUGAUAGUUUGUAUUUCGCUGGCGCUGAGUUCUUUUGCAUCGAACACGACUCAGCUUAUUUUGGCCCAGGGCGUUGCUUAUGGGAUUGGUGCUUGUUUUUCAUAUACUCCAUCCAUUUUGUACAUGUCAGAGUGGUUCGUCAAGCGGAAGGGGCUUGCAUUUGGAAUUUCUCUGGCUGGAUCAGGGGUUUCCGGAGUCAUCUUCCCCCCGCUCAUAGAAUGGCUCCUAGGUAACUAUGGAGUCAACACGACGUUGAGGGUUUCCGCGGUGGCUUUAUUCAUUCUAGCAGUCCCAUUUCUCUACUGGCACAAGCCCAGACUGCCACCACCCAAGACACCCAGCUACGAACGUCUGAACUUCAGUUUCCUAUUGAGCCGAGUAUACAACAUCUACCAGCUUGGAAACACAGUCGAAGCACUUGGCUUCUUCUUACCGACCAUCUACCUGCCCACAUACGCCCGCAGCCUGGGCGCAAGCGAGAUUGUCUCGUCGCUCACCGUCACCCUGAUCAAUUUGUCCUGGGUCUUCAGCUCCGUCAUUAUGGGGUUUCUCUCCGAUCGGUAUCAUUGCACAACCUGCAUCUUUAUCUCGACCGUUGGCACGGUUUUGUCAGUGUUUUUUGUUUGGGGAUUUGCGAUCAAUGUCCCGGUGCUUUAUGUGUUCUGUGUUGCGUAUGGGCUUUUGGCAGGCGGGUAUACGGCGACGUGGGCUGGAGUGGCGGAGGAGAUUGAGCGGGCGAACCCGGCAAGUGAUGUCAGUGUCAUCUAUCCGUUCAUGGAAUUCGGGAGAGGAAUCGGGAAUCUGGUUAGUGGACCGCUGAGUGAAGCGUUAUUAAAGGCGGAUAAUUGGGAAGGGUCUGCGUUUGGCGUGUAUGGAAGUGGGUAUGGCACACUUGUGGUUUUUACGGGCGCCACAGCACUGAUAGGCGGCGUGUCGAUCGCUGCACGACAAUUCAAGUGGGUCUGA